This is a messenger RNA of Dermacentor albipictus, 6445 nucleotides long. Its product is annotated as oxaloacetate tautomerase FAHD1, mitochondrial-like. Lineage: Eukaryota; Metazoa; Arthropoda; Arachnida; Ixodida; Ixodidae. The record is from RefSeq and is a predicted model, not a curated record. Gene Ontology annotation, cellular component: mitochondrion. Gene Ontology annotation, molecular function: acetylpyruvate hydrolase activity.
AAUCCGAGCGACAAGCAGCUUCAGCUUUGCGGCGCUUGUAGCGCUUGCAAGCUAGCUCCUUGGGCUUGCUCCGUCGUGUCGCUUGUUUUUCGGCGAGGCAACUUUCAAUUUAUCAGCGGGAAGACGUCGCCGGAGGGAAAACAUGAGACUUAGCAGAUUUGUGGAAUUCGGCAGGAAGAUUAUAUGCGUUGGAAGAAACUACAGAGAGCAUGCCGAGGAAUUGGGCCAUGCAGUGCCCAAAGAGCCGCUGCUGUUCAUGAAGCCUCCAACAGCCUACAUCACCGAAGGGCAGUCUAUAAUGAUUCCUAGGGACUGCGAGGAGCUAGAUCACGAGGUCGAACUGGGUGUGGUUGUAGGGCGCCGAGGGUCUUCCAUCCGCGCGGAAGAGGCACUCGACUACGUGGCGGGAUAUGUGGUCGCACUGGACAUGACUGACCGACAGCUGCAGAAACAGUGCCAAGCCCAGGGCCACCCAUGGGAGCGUGCCAAGGGCUUCGACACGUCCUGCCCCGUGGGGCAGUUCCUGCCCAAGGAGUCUGUGAGCGACCCGCACGCACUCACCCUCUGGUGCAAGGUCAACGGCCAACAGCGGCAGAAGGGCAGCACUUCGCACAUGCUGUUCACCAUCCAGCAGCUGCUGGAGGCGGCCAGCGCCCGCUUCACUCUCGAGCCCGGCGACCUUCUGCUCACUGGGACGCCCAGCGGCGUCGGGCCCGUGCGGGCUGGCGACGUCGUCGAGGCUGGCAUCGAGGGGCUCGGGCAGGUCCGCUUCCCAGUCGAGCAGCAGAAGCCGAAGCAGUAGCGUUUCUCUAGGAUUGUUGCCUUUCUUGGGCCAUUCGGUUGCCAGCGGGUGAAAGGACCCGGUGCUCACAAUGUUGCAAAACAGGAAGAACGAAUAUGCCAUCCAAUGCCUAUCCUCACCCUGUGCAGUAAUCAGAUAAGGACGUGAAGGGUGGCACAGAAUAACACAGCGCUGAUAAGCAGGUGGCGCUGGUUUUACCCUUCGUGUCCGUGUCUGGUGUGCACUGAAUCCUUUAUUCAUGACGAAUCAACUAGCCUGCUUCUGAGACUCUUCUGCUUCAUCCAUUGUAUUCCUUCUGACCCUGUUCUGCAUCCUUGUUACCGCUAGGUUCUCUCACCACUCUAGUUCUUGUAGUUAUCAAAACGAAAUGGUCUAGUUCAAUCUUCGGUUCUCCUUGCACAACGAGCCUGUGACUGGGGCACGGCCUUUUCAUCGCAAGCCACAAGGCAGCCGAAAUGGGCAGCAGUAGCGUGUGUGCUAAUAAUCACCGGGUGUAGCGAUAUCCCAAAAGGCUAAUUCAUGAAGUUAGGUAUCUUUUUAAUUGCGUGCCACUGCGCACUCCUGUUGAAGUAGCAGAGACUAGCCAGCGUACAGACUGUCAACUUUAAAUUUUCUUCAUUUUGGUAACCGUUUUGUCCUCGGCAAUGAUAUCGAAAGUGCACCGCAGCUUUUCGCUGUUGACUUAUGCGGGGCUUUACCCAAGCCACCUAAUUCUGUUCUUGUUUGGCUUGUCCUAACAUUCUAGAAUUUUAAAAAUCUGCAUAUACACUGCCAUAGAAGAGAGCUGAACACUGGUACCGUAAAGGGCGAAAUUUCUUUGGGCAUGUAUUUGCAUUCAAGUGUUACUAUAAAUAAGUAGUUGCAGACUGCUCCGAACAGGUCAGGGUGAAUUUGUCAAAUGCUACAAGCUUGUGCCUUUUGUAGGUACGAUACCAUACCCAGCUGUCGGUGUAGUCAAGUUCUUGCGAACAAACUACGCAUUAGGUAGGUCACUGAAAUUUCAAAAUUUUUAUAUUGUUUGAACCGAACAGCCAGUUUUCUUACUCAGUGGCACUGCAAUGCCAGCAGAAAUAAGUAACGUUAGCAGUUUUUUUUCCCCUACAAUUUGUAUCUGUCCACAUGUUCUAUCCUUCACUUCAAGGCACAACAGGUGCCAUGCACAGUGUAAUCUCCACUGACCUGUCGCAUAUCUCGUAACACACUGCCAGAUGUCACCGCUGAUGUGAAUGCUGGCAGGCAGUUCUCUAAGCUUACGUAUAUCUGUGGCCUCCUUAGGAAAUGCAUUCGUUUCCGAAAGGUACCGGUAAUGGUUUCUUUGGACCAUCCCUUGAACUGAUCUUUGUGGGACAGGCAUGUUACAUUCUUUGCAUGUUUCUCGUCCUUCUGUAGGUGCGGGGGUGACUGAUCUUAUCAGUGAAGCGAAGUCAUUCCACUUGGGCCCCAUAGGUUACAAAAGGCUUAUUCUCUGUGCGCCUUUGGCUGCUGUAUUUUUUUUUUUCUCCAAGAGGGGUCGUUGGCAUACAUAUUUGGCACAUCUAAGGUUCACUUUGGCUGCUCUAUGUUACGCGUCUUUCUGCUAGGUACUUUUUCUCAUGCUGCCUAGCAGCUAACAUGAGGCUGCUCGUUAGUUACGAUGCUGGUUUCUUUUUAAAGUGGAAACUUCCGUCUUAUCCACUUUUCUCUUUCACCUCUUCGACAAUCUGUCAUAAAAAUUGCCCUUUUCCUCAAUCUUGACUGGAAAAACCGUGGCUGAGUGAACGACGACUAAUCGGAACCUUGUGGAAAUGAACAGCAAGCAGUUUCUCUUGUGUCCCAAGUGCAAGCCUCGAACGUUAAUGAUGAAUUCAAUUGGUCGGUCGGCAAUGGUCGUGUAAAUCCUAUAGCGAGUGUUCCCAUACGGGAAUCCUAAUCCGCUGGUACAAAAAUAAGCCGUUCCACUCGGGAUCAUCGCAGAAGUUGCUAUAGGUAGCUGAUUCAGGAAGCAGUGUCGAGGAGCUGUAUUCUCGAUAGAUCACUUUCGGGGAUAUUGUUGCUCUCACGCGAUUUCAUGAGACCUGACACUGGAUGUGCCAGUGCCUACUGGUGACUACACUGCUUGCACCAUGCCAACCACGGGUGUCUUAGCACGACGGUAGGUAUGCUGUGACCAUAAACACUGACAUGUUCGGCACCGAGUCACACGAACUCUUAUGAAAGUGGAAGUAUAUUUAAAAAAGUGAUCAGCUAAGAAUAGUGCUCAGAUACCUGCUGGAUGUACCCCGUCAAGGCACCAGAGUGAUUUCGGUGUCGCUACUCCUUUUGUCCAUGAUGUUUAAGUGCUAAUCGAGAACCAGUUCAAAAGGGAAAAAAAAAUAAGCCAUGGUGCAGAAAGAAAAAGAAAAAAAAACUAUUAUCUAAAAACAAGAAAAGCCUGGUGAUGUUGAUGUGAAGCAUUGAUGGUUGAUGCACUCGUCUCUUUAGCCUGCACAACUGGCACAAUGUGCAGUUUUCACUCCGUUACCCAGCAGCAUGCUGCUGUGGAUUGGAUCAAAUUGAAAUAACCAGUGGAACACGCUAACAGACAUUACAUCAACCACUGCAAUGCAUAGUCCUUGCCACGCAGAUGCGUAAUCAACUUGCUCUGUGCUGACCAACGGAAUUCGCCAUAGUUUACGUUGUGCCUGUCUGUACACUCGGGCAACAGCUGCCUGCGAAACACAGCAAUGAAGUUUGCAUUUGCAUGCUUGUUUAAGGACGUCGUGCUUUGUCGACUCCUGUAUGAGGAUGCACAUUUUGGCACUUCGUAUGCAUACCUAUUUUUAAGUCGGAUAGUCGGUCUGUUGCCAAUCUUUAUGUGCCAUUCCCUCGCCUUGAGAUGAGCAAAUUAGAGGGCUGCCGAAGUAGUAGCACAUAGUACUUGCUAGCUUUGAGAGCUUCGUAUUAUUGACACAGGCAUUAACCUCUCGAGUGACACACACAAGCGCUGAUUGUCCAGGACAUUCUUUACAAAAACUGCCAAGGACGAGUCUGGAUAAUGCGUGUGCUUUCCUGCCCACUUUGAGUGCCGUAGACAGUGCAUUGUUGUCGGCUCUUUUACAAGAUUAGAUUGACCUUCUCUCUCUCUUUUGCUUCUAGAGAGCAAUGCUGCAAGAUGAUAGCAAGGAAGCAGCGACUUAUAUGUGGUGGUUAGUUUGACAUUACUUCUUAGGCAUUUUUCACAUGCGAUAAAUAUAAAUGGCUUGUUGAUACUAAUUUUACUCCCCAUGGCAUAUAUAUGUAUUUGGUACAUGCAGUCAUUCUGCUUUCCACUCAUACGUGCAACUUAGUUUGUCUUCUAAUUUGCAUCUUUUACUAGUGCGUAGAGGAUUAAAGGGACUAUGAACUGUUAGCAAAAGCUGAGAGGGUAGUACUAGAGUGUACAGCUGAGCUGGUUGCAUUUACUAGCCUUGUCAUUCAGGUGUGCUAUCUGUAGUUGUGCUAGACCUCAGUUACGGCCUACUGAAGUCAUGCUCACUUACCGGGAAAAGCUCACCAGACCUUGUGUGCCUGUGGUUAGGUUUUGUUUUUAACUUGACGUUUGAGUUGCCUCGUGACAAAUCAUUUCAACUUAACUGUGGUCAUAUUUUGCACGUUGACAUGAGCACAUGUGGUAGGCUGCGACCGAGGUUCAGUACAACUGCAGUUCGUAUGCCUGUGGUGCGAGACCUUCCACGUAGAUGAAAGCAUUCUCAAGUGCCGAGGACUAGUUUCGCCGGACAACUUAAACUUGUGGACCGAGCUUCAAUGUUGCAGGAUUAGUGUUUAAUGCCUGCCUGUGAAGUCUUCCAGGUGGUUGUGUUUGAGUGGAAGUUCUGCAGGCGGAGUGUUUGUUGCUGGAGGUCGCAUGGUUUGGCCGUUGGCCACCAUAAGCAAGCAGCGGGACUGAGAGUUGGAGCCAUGAUAGAGGUUUUCUUUUUUGAACUGCAGAACAAGGAACAGAGGCAUUGUUGUGGUCCUUUCCUUGUGUUGCUGCUGUUCAAAAAAUGCUCUGGCAGCGAGUGUGAAGUGUGCCCAGCGCACGUCUGUCCAAAUGCACUUCUUGCAAGUUGACCACCACUGCCUGGCCAUUACGUGAAAGUCAAAGUUUGCCGACAUUCCUUUGGUAACCAAACCAGAAUAUUUGCAGUAUUGUUUGAACCCACAGCUUAUGUUAUUGAACCAACGGUUCAAUGGCACCAAUACAUUGCUGAUAUUCGGUACAUGUUUUUAUGUCGCAAUAUAACAGAAUGGUGCAACGUAGCAGUGCUUCUAGUUCUGUCUCACAGGGGUUGAAUAUUACGAAGAUGAAAGCUCCAUGUUGCUGUCCCCUUUAUUGGGAGUCCGCGUGAAACAGAUGUGUUCUCACGCGGCAGCUUUCCAGGGAGCCCUGGCACAGUAAGAAAAGGUUGAAUUCUAGUUUAACCCUGAAGUUUAAAACCCUUUAGCGUGAAUGCAUAUACAGGUAUAAAAGUUAUGUGAAUUGCACAUGUUAGCCCUAAGAGCAUCUAACAUUGCUCUACAACAAUCGCUUACUGUGAACAUGAGUUUCGCAUCAUUUGUGUUGCCAAACUAAGAGUAGACUGCAAGUCGGCACGUCAAUUUUGUCUACUUUUUAGGUUCACUUUCUGGCAUGGUUCAUAGAAUUAGGUGUUCAGGUAAAAAUUGUAAACAUAGUGGCGAUUUUUUUUUCCAGAUUUUCAUUAAUAGUAAUUAAACUUGAGUGCUUGCUCAACUCUACAGUGCUUUGCUUGUAAAUCCAGCAAGUUUUACACAUCAGUCACAUGGGGCACUUUCGAUUGCGAUCGAAAGUGUAGUGCGUGAUCGAACUGGUUGAGCAGUUACUUAAUAACAGCACAUUUUAUGUUUGACAUGUAUUUGAAUAAAGGGGACAUUAACCUGUGUGUUCCUCUCGAGAAGAGCUAGACUUGUAGGCAAAUUAGUUAUUGUGAGUCUGCUGAAGGGUUUGCUAAUAAUGCACAGCAACUGUCACUUGUACCGCGCAAGCAGUUACAGUUAACAAGUUAGGUUGUUUCCUUCAUACUGGUAGGCCAUGUGAAAGUGUGCCAGUACUUUGCUCAUGCUUCUAGGAGCGCAAUGCUAUGGUUUGCCAGGAAAACGUGAAGGGCAAUGUCAUUUGUUUAAACCAGCAAAUGACAUUGGCAGGCCGAGUAUAUAUUGCCUGAUGGGCCUUGUCAUCAUUGUGUUCAUUGGUGCCUCUCUGAUGGAGCCGUCAGGUGAGGUGUUAGCAUUUGAUCUAAACACAAAGGACCUGGCCUUGCAUUCCUGGCUUGUGAUAGCAGUAUGGUUGCAGCUUUACGAGUCUGACAUAAAUGUUGCAAAACAUGUUGACUGUCACUGUUUCUACUGUGCCGUCAUUAGAUCUCUGCUAACCCUUUCUUCCACCCAUUUGCAGCAAGCGUGCCAACCACGUGGCGUAGUUGCAUGGCGGUUUGCAGUUAACUUUGGCCAAUCAUUGUCUGCUGCUGAGGUGCUUGUGCUGCCAGAAUAGUUCAAUUGUUUGUUGUGCGUUCUAGAUUUAUCAUGUCGCUUCAACUGCCCCAUUUCUAGUAGAUGCUUAUGGAGAGUUAUUCUGUUUCCUUGUGAACACCAUUUUCUACUAUUGAACAAAUAAACUCGUUAAUAACA